This is a messenger RNA of Penicillium concentricum, 900 nucleotides long. RefSeq names its product ankyrin repeat domain-containing protein. The record is from RefSeq and is a predicted model, not a curated record. Lineage: Eukaryota; Fungi; Ascomycota; Eurotiomycetes; Eurotiales; Aspergillaceae. The transcript is spliced from 2 exons. The coding region runs from base 1 to 900 and encodes 299 amino acids. Gene Ontology annotation, molecular function: protein binding.
AUGCUAGCCGCAGCUAGAGAUGGCCAACUUGGGGAGCUACAGAAUCACUUCAAAACUUGGGACACAGAGCGCACUGAGGAAGGUGCGCCAGCAACCAGCAGGGAUCAUCUUUGGUUCAAGCCGUUGGUAUCCGAGCAGCUUGAAAUUUUCAACGAGUUGAAUCGGCCCAAGGAAAACACCAAGAAGAUCCACACGGACUGGUAUAUCCGCAAUCGAAUUCUGGUCGAAGCCUCGCAAAAGAAUAGGGUCAACGUCGUCGAGUACCUUCUGGAGCAGCGAGAUUGCCCCAUUACCUCCCGAGCCGUGCAGAGAGCCAUGAUGGGGAAUUCCUUUGACGUUUUGGAGUUAUUUCUCUCACAUGGGUGGGAUAUCAACCAACCCAUCCAAAACAACAUCUGUACUAUAUUACGGCAGGUUGUCAGCAACGAGAACCGGGUACGCUGGUGUCUCGAGCAUGGGGCAAAUCCCAAUGCCCGAAGUAAGGACAAGAUAAAGGAUGUACUGAGCCAUGCUGCUUGCUGUGCAUCAUUGUCCACUCUCAAACUUCUAGACGACCAUGGAGCAGAUUUUGCGCGGAGCAAUGCUCUGCAGGCGGCUGUUAAAGGGCCGAGUGAAAGGCGCAUGGAGAUUGUGCGAUGGCUGCUGGAUGAGAAAGCUUUCCCGAUCAACCAACGAGAGUUCGAGUACGACAUGGAGAUGUUCGCUGAUCGCCAGUCAAAUGGAUUAGCAACGGCGCUGCAUAUUGCCGCGGAGACGAAUUCUUUGGAUUGUUUGCGGUUUUUACUGGAGCGGGGUGCCGAUGCCAAAUUACCGGACACGCUGGCCUGCACUGCUGAAGAGAGGGGACACAAACGCGAGCAUCAGGAGGCAGUUUCCCUUCUGCGGUUCUGGGAAGGGUAA